AGACAUCAUCUUGUACUUAGCCAUUUGGCGAGGAGUCCACAUCGUGCUGAGUGUACACAAAAAUAUUUUUAACGGAUAAUGGAUUUAAACGAUGAUGAAUCAAGUGUAAAUCAGGAACCCGUCGUCUCCCCUGGAGCCCACGAUAAAGUUGUUGAUCUGAAAGCCAAGAUGGUUAGCAGUGAAAUGAGCCAUGCCAACCAUGCUGAACAGAAUGGACAUGCCACCCUUCCAAUGACCAAAGAUGAAGAUAGGCACAAAAGUUCCAAGCACUCAUCAAGCUCCAAGCAUGGACACAGCUCAUCAUCAUCUAAGCACUCCAGCAGCAGCUCUAACAAGCAUCACAGUAGCUCUAGCUCAUCCAGCAAACACCGAGAUAGCAGCAGUUCUAGUUCUCACAAGCAUAAGGAUAAAGACAGGAGCAGCUCAAGCUCAAAGGAUAAGAGCUUGAGCAGUAAGCAUUCCAGCUCAUCUCACAAGUCUAGCUCAAGUAGUGGCCAUAAGGAAGGCAGUUCCAGCAGUCAUAGAGAAGGAAGUUCUAAAGAUAAAAGUUCAAGCAGCAGCAAAGAUCGAAGCUCUAGCAGUCACAAAGAGGGUUCGAGCAAACACAGCUCAUCAAGCAGCCACAAGCAUAGUUCCUCCUCGGGCAAGCACAAAGAUGGCAGCAGCUCCAAGCACAGCUCCUCUUCUGAGCAGAAACAUAAAGAAAAAUUAAAGGAGGAGGUUGAAAAGGUGAAGGUCAAGACUGAGCCUACUUCUCCAGUCAAGACAUCAGGAAAGGAAAAAUCUCCCAGUCGGUCCCCCAGCAAGAGAGAUUCGUCACCCAGUAAGAGGGAUUCGUCACCCACUAAGAGGGACUCAUCACCAAGUAAGAGGCAGUCUAAUUCCAUAAAGUCUGUCAAGGAAGAGGAAAUGAGUGACGAUGAAAUACCUUUGGCUACUAGAAUAAAGAAGGAACAACCCACAGAGAAGAGGCGACAUGAAUCGGACGAUGAUGACGAUGACGAACCUCUGUCUGCAAGAAUCGAAAAAGAAAAGAAGAAGAUCAAAAAAGAAGUAAAGGUGGAAAAAAGCAGUCCUAAAAAGAGAAAACAGGAUGAUUCAGAUGAUGAUUUUCCCAAGAAGAAGAAAAAGAAAGUGAAGCCUGAAAGUGGGAAACAGGAGAAGAAAUCUGUAACAAAAAAAGGUGUCAAGGAAGAGGAGACACAUGAAGUCUGGAGAUGGUGGGAGGAGGAACGCCGCGAGGAUGGGGUAAAAUGGACAUUCCUGGAACACAAGGGACCGCUGUUUGCUCCAGAUUAUGAACCACUGCCAGAUGACAUCAGAUUCUACUAUGAUGGGAAAGUGUUCAAACUGUCAGAGUCUGCAGAAGAAGUAGCCACGUUUUAUGCUAAGAUGUUAGAGCAUGACUACACCACAAAGGAUGUCUUCAACAGCAACUUCCUGAAAGACUGGAGAAAGACAAUGACAUCAAAGGAGAAGGACUUGAUUAAAGAUUUGAAGAAAUGCAACUUCAAAGAACUGGCAGAGUAUUUUAAGCUCAAAUCAGAGGAAAGAAAAAAUCGAUCUAAAGAAGAGAAAAAGGCUGAGAAAUUGAAAAAUGAUGAAAUUCAGAAAGAGUAUGGAUUUUGUCUUAUGGAUGGUCACAAAGAGAAGAUUGGAAACUUCAAAAUAGAACCCCCAGGAUUGUUUAGAGGAAGAGGGGACCAUCCCAAACAGGGCAUGUUGAAGACCAGGACUCUCCCGGAGGAUGUUAUCAUCAACUGCAGCAAGACAGCGAAAAUUCCCAGCCCACCACCUGGUCACAAAUGGAAGGAAGUUCGCCAUGAUAAUAAGGUCUCGUGGCUUGCAUGUUGGAAUGAGAACAUUCAGGGAAGUACCAAAUAUGUUAUGCUGAAUGCAGCCUCCAGAUUGAAGGGAGAGAAAGAUUGGCAGAAAUACGAGACGGCAAGAAGACUGCAUAAAUGUGUGGACAAAAUCAGAGCUACAUACAGAGAGGACUGGAAGUCUAAGGAAAUGCGGAUCCGACAGCGAGCCGUGGCUCUGUAUUUCAUUGACAAACUCGCGUUGAGAGCUGGUAAUGAGAAGGAAGAAGGUGAGACAGCUGACACGGUGGGUUGCUGCUCUUUAAGGAGGGAACACCUGACCCUUCAUGAGAAAUACGACGACAAGGAAUAUGUGGUAGAGUUUGAUUUCCUGGGUAAGGACUCCAUCCGAUACUACAAUCGAAUACCUGUGGAGAAGAGGGUCUUCAAAAAUUUGCAGCUGUUUAUGGAAAACAAAGCCGGAGAAGAUGAUGUCUUUGAUCGCUUAAAUACCACAAUUCUGAACAAGCAUCUUCAUGACUUGAUGGAUGGCCUUACAGCUAAAGUAUUCCGUACAUACAACGCUUCACGGACUCUGCAAGAACAACUGAAUAUCUUGACUGAAGCUGAGGAUGGAAUGGCUGCUAAGUUACUGUCAUACAACAGGGCGAACAGAGCUGUAGCAAUCCUGUGUAACCAUCAGAGGGCAGCCCCUAAAAACUUCAGCAAACAGAUGGAAAACCUGCAAAACAAGAUCGAGGACAAGAAGACUGCCAUCAAGGAAGCAAAGAAGAAUGUCAAGGAUGCCAAGGUUGAUUACAAAGCCACAAAGACGGAGAAGGCAAAACAGGCUUUGACCAAGAGGAAGGCCCAGUUGGAACGUCUGGAGGAACAACUGACCAAACUUGAAGUACAGGCAACUGACAAGGAAGAAAAUAAGGAGAUAGCCCUUGGAACAUCUAAACUGAACUAUUUGGAUCCCCGAAUUUCAGUUGCAUGGUGCAAGAAAUGGGAAGUUCCUGUAGAGAAAAUCUACAACAAAACUCAGCGCGAGAAGUUUAGAUGGGCAAUCGACAUGGCAGAGGCUGACUUUGAAUUUUAAUGACAGUGAAGUUUUAGCUAGCAGAUAAACUAUUUAUUAUGGAUACAAAGGGCAUGGCCUGUAUUUAGGUUUCAUACAGAUCCAAAAACGAGGUGCAGAUGAUAGACAUCUUUUUUACAUGUGUAAACAAAUUAUCAGAGAAUGAAAAAAGGUCAAAUAAGGAGUUAAUGGUCCGAUCCUGUGUUUAGACGAUACAUAGUAACAGCAAUUUUGUAGUAUGUGGCAAACAUGAUGAUUGUAGAUUUUGUAAGAAUUGUAAUACGUGUAUCCGUGUCGUACAUAUUUUGGAUGAUUUUGUUGAAAUAUGUGCAUGGUUUUUGGUUUUUUUUAAAGUCAUGAAUAUAUUUUAUUGUCUACUAUGUCAAUGAAUUGUUUAAGUUUUAAUCAUGAAUUGAAUACUUUCUACAUAUUGGACAUAAAUCAUGCUUUUACAAAAUGAAUUUUUAAAAAAAAAAUCUAAUAAGUGUAUAAAGAAGGCAAACUAAUGCAUCAUUGGGCUUUUUUUUAAAUGCACUAAAAGAAAAAUACACUCUGUUAUGAAGUAGAAUUAUAUAAAAUAAUGACUGAAAGCAAAUUUUAUUUUUCUUGAUUAGUGGCUCCCAUUUUAAGAUAUUUUUGGAUUUUAUUCACUAAAUAUGUAAGAACUGGAAUAUUUAAGGAAUUGAUCAUUUGAAACUUUUCUGAUUAAAGAUAUUGUAUAGAAAGUAAUUGGGUAAUAUACAUGUAAUUAUGAACUAAUUUGUGAACAGCCACUCUAAUGGGUAAUUUAUGCGUGAAAUUUGAACACAUUUUUUUUCCCCAUAUGAAUGUGAAGAGAAUAUGAAUGAUGUGUAUACAUGUAAAUUUCAGGAGGAAUGUGUCUCGCCAGUGUCAUCUUCAUAGACUUGCAUUUCCCCCUCUCUGCAAACUUCAUUCACAUUUUAUUAAGGGUCUCAUUUUAUCAAUUGAGGUAAAAGUUAUCUUGGUGCAGUGUAGGUAAUUGAAGAAUUGUAUUGAACACAUUCUGUUUACAAUUGAAUUACUGUUCAUACUGAGGGGAGGGGGUCCUUAAAUGUCAUGGGGUGAAAUGAGUAAUUGUGAAUUUUUAAAAAAAAAAAACUAUUUAAAAAAACCAGCAUGAAGAUUUCUUAGAAAUAUAACUUACCAAUUCUUUUGGUAUUAUGUUUUGUAAUUGUUCUUGCAUUGAAAAUUACAUACAUUGUAUAUGAAUUAAUUUGCUUUCAAAAGUUGGAAGAUUCAUUUCAAGUGUCUUUGAUCAGUACUAUACUUGUAUAUGUCCAAGCCAACGAUCAGGGUGUCUGAGAAGCAUACAAAAUUAUUCAUCAUUAAGAAAACAACCCACAACUUGGUAGACUACCUCAAAUUUAGGCACCUGUCAUCGUUAAUACACUGUAUCCAUUACGACAGAACUGCAUGUCACACUCCUAGUUGCUAUUUAGUCUUUCAUUUAUUUUAUUCCAAACAUACAAAGCUUUUGCAUGUUGACUCGUAAAAGUAGAUCUCGCAAUUUCUGAAAAUUAGUAGCUCGAGUACCGAGUAGAAAAUAACGAGGUUGUGUCAAAUGUUUUUAUCAGAAAUCCCAUGAAAUUCCACGACAAAAUGAUGACGUUGUUAUAAACUCUGUGAUGGCUCUCCUUAAUGGUGUGCCGUGUUAUCAUUUGUGUGAUACAACAUAUAUUUUUGAAGCUCAUUGUUUUCCUUGUUAUGGAAUGCACACAACCAAUGGAAUAUCAAAGCAUUGUUCAGCAAUUCCUAAUAUUACUGUCCAAAUAAACAUGAUAUGAAAUGGA
Molecule: messenger RNA, 4694 nt
Organism: Ostrea edulis (European flat oyster)
Lineage: Eukaryota; Metazoa; Mollusca; Bivalvia; Ostreida; Ostreidae
Product: DNA topoisomerase I, mitochondrial-like
Exons: 20
Coding region: 79-2904 (941 amino acids)
Biological process (GO): DNA replication; DNA topological change; chromosome segregation
Cellular component (GO): nucleolus; chromosome
Molecular function (GO): DNA topoisomerase type I (single strand cut, ATP-independent) activity; DNA binding
Source: RefSeq, a predicted model, not a curated record